Arabidopsis thaliana (thale cress) is the source of this 588-nucleotide messenger RNA. RefSeq lists its product as uncharacterized. Bases 1 to 588 code for a protein of 195 amino acids. Lineage: Eukaryota; Viridiplantae; Streptophyta; Magnoliopsida; Brassicales; Brassicaceae. The record is from RefSeq and is marked reviewed. The transcript is spliced from 5 exons.
AUGGAAGAUAGGCAUUUUUACCUACUUCCACUCGGCGUCUUUCAUCCGCUUCAGCACCCUGCUGGCCCUCUUCACCGUAUGAGCGUUCUCGUCUUCAUUUCGCCUAAAGCUGUCAAGUUCGCUAUCCUUGUCGGAGUUUGCUGUCUUCAAGGGUCCCCGACAUCACGACCCUACAUCUCAGCUUUGCAAAAUAUACGAGGAGAAAAGGGAGGUGAAGAGAUAGCGAGGUCAGGACGAGUCCGAAGUCAUUUACCAGAUGCUCGGAUUCGGUCCGAGAUGCAAAUGCGCGAUUAUCGCGGGAUUCCGCCCGUCUCAAGUAGCUCGUCAGCUCGUCCGUCUCAAGUAGCUCGUCAGCUCGCCCUUCCCAAGAAGCUUGUUAGCUCGCUCCUCUUCGUCAAGCUAUUCAGCUCGCCUUUAAGCUCUUCAAGCUCCUCGGCUCGUCCUCAAGCUCCUCAGCUCUCAGCUCGUCCAACUCCACGUCUAGCUAUCAGCUCAUCCCUCGACUGCAAAACUCAUCUACCUCCUCGCCUAGCGGCAGUUCGUCCAUUGACUGCAUGGUCUACCUAUCUCGUCGCCCAGCUCGUCUAG